GGAGGGCUUAUUUGCCCGUUUUCCUUGAAUAAAGUGCAGUGGUGAAAAUCAGCUGGUAAUUUCCACAAACAUCAUCGGCUAACGGCCUAGCGAGAUCUGCUGCGCUCUUCUUCCACAUCGACGUAGGCAAGGGACGAGCUUAGUCAGCCAAAGCCGCACGUCAGCCCGUCUACUGCACUGCCGCAAGCCGCGGGGUUUCCGCCGCACUGCUCAACCAGUUCACCGAAGCAACACAUACUCAAUGGCGGAUUCAUCAGAAGGAGAGGAAGAAGGAAAGAUGACAGGAGGUAACCGCCAGUUGUUGGUUGAUGAUGACCUCCGUGAGAUGGAUAAAAAAGCUGCCUGGAGUGUCAGCUCAUCCAAAACAGGAAAUGGCGUUGCUUUCCUCCGAGAUGAUAACCUUGAUACUUUUUGGCAGUCUGAUGGUACACAACCACAUCUGAUAAAUAUACAGUUCCAGAAGAAAGUGAAGCUCCAACUGGUAAUUCUGUAUGUUGAUUACAAACUUGAUGAGAGCUACACCCCUAGUAAAAUCUCGAUUCGAGCUGGUGAUGGCUUCCACAACUUGAAGGAGAUAAAAUCAGUAGAAUUUGUCAAGCCCACUGGCUGGGUGUAUAUAUCAUUGUCUGGGAAUGAUCCUCGUGAAACCUUUGUGAAUGCAUUUAUGUUGCAAGUGGCAAUUUUGUCUAACCAUCUAAAUGGGAGGGACACACAUAUCCGCCAGAUCAAAGUCUAUGGACCUCGACCGAAUCCCAUUCCCCUUCAACCAUUCCAGUUCACCUCAAAGGAGUUCAUUACUUACUCCAUAGUGAGGUAAAGUGCCAGCUAGUGGAAAAGAGCCACCUGUUUUAAACAGUAUGGAAUGCAACAAAUGCUUAUAAAGGAUGACGCAAUGCUGAUUUAUGAUGGCAAAACUUGUCAUAUGUCUAUUUCGUUAAUAUGCACUUGCUAAAUUUGUAGCCAUCCCUCCCUUAAUUCCCGAACUGUGGUCACUGGUGUGUCCCAACACCAUACUUAUAAGCAAUUACUGGCGGUUGGCUUCGGUGUAGGAGUUUGAGAUGUGAGAAUUGGUGGCCGAAUUGAGGGGUUUGUCUUAAUAUCUUCAGAAGAUAGGUUGCACAAUUAGGGCACUUUUUGAGCUUUGGCCUUUUGUCAUAUUAUUACACUAUAAUUUUAUGCUCUUAAGAAUGUCCCCCAAGUUAUAGGGAGAUUGGGUUAUAUUAAUUUGACUUGAAGAAUUGCUUUGAAGUUUGAAAGUAAAACUGGAAUUCCGGAAUACUUGUUCACUCUAUUUGCUAAUGGAAAUAGUGGCUCAAUUGAGUUGAGAAA
Messenger RNA from Cuscuta europaea, 1329 nucleotides. NCBI's taxonomy places the organism in Eukaryota, Viridiplantae, Streptophyta, Magnoliopsida, Solanales, Convolvulaceae. The record is from the annotation of a GenBank genome assembly.